ACCUUUGACCAUGUCGACUGUUUCUGCUUCGAAAGCAAAGAGAGAGGCCAAGAAGGCUGCCAAGGCUGCCGAGGGAAAGCUCAAGACCAAGAAGCUGACCAAGAAGGAAAAGGAAAAGCUCGAGUCCGGCGGAGAUGUCUCUUCAGCAGCAGAUGAGAUCGAAAAGCUCAAGUUGCAACAGGACAAGGAUGGAUUGAGUGACAGAGUUACCACAGGUGUGUUAGACUCUUUGGAGACCUCCAGAGAUAUCAAGAUGUCGUCUGUGUCGCUUCUUUUCCACGGUAAAGUUCUUUUGCAAGACUCCUCUUUGGAAUUGAACUAUGGUAGACGUUACGGAUUGCUUGGAGAGAACGGUUGCGGUAAGUCCACUUUCCUGAGGGCUCUUGCCGCCAGAGAGUACCCAAUUCCAGAACACAUCGAUGUUUAUCUAUUGAACGAGCCAGCCAAUGCCUCUGAAUACUCUGCCCUGGACUGGGUUGUGAGAGAGGCCGAAUCUGAGCUUGCUCGUUUGGAAAAAGAAGUUGAAGAUAUUAUUGUCAACGACGGACCAGAAUCACCAUUGUUGGAGCCUCUGUACGAAAAGAUUGAUGAGAUGGACCCAUCCACUUUCGAAGCCAGAGCGGCUGUCAUCCUUACUGGUCUCGGCUUCAACGCUCAGACCAUCAAGAAGAAGACCAAGGACAUGUCUGGUGGAUGGAGAAUGAGAGUUGCUCUUGCCAAGGCCCUGUUUGUUAAGCCUACGUUGUUGCUGCUGGACGACCCUACUGCCCACUUGGACUUGGAGGCCUGUGUGUGGUUGGAGGAGUACUUGAAGCUUUUCGACAAAACUUUGAUUCUUGUUUCGCACUCUGAGGACUUUUUGAAUGGAGUCUGCACCAACAUGAUCGACAUGAGAAUGAAGAAGAUUACCCAGUACGGUGGUAACUACGACGCCUACGUUAAGACAAGAACCGAGUUGGAGACCAACCAAAUGAAACAAUACUACAAACAGCAAGAAGAAAUCCAACACAUCAAGAAAUUCAUCGCUUCUGCUGGUACGUAUGCCAACCUGGUGAGACAGGCCAAGUCCAGACAGAAAAUCCUUGAUAAGAUGGAAGCCGAUGGUCUGAUCCAGCCAGUGGUCCCGGACAAGGUUUUCACGUUCAAGUUCCCAGAAGUGGAAAGACUUCCUCCACCGGUGCUUUCGUUCGACGACAUUUCAUUCGCUUACGACGGAAACCCAGAACACUACCUGUACAAGGACCUUUCGUUUGGAGUCGAUAUGGACUCGAGAAUCGCAUUGGUUGGACCGAACGGUGUGGGUAAGUCCACGCUGUUGAAGCUUAUGACGGGUGAGCUUCAGCCCCAAAAGGGAAGAGUGUCCAAGCACACCCACUUGAAGAUUGGUGUGUAUUCGCAGCACUCUGCUGACCAGCUUGACCUCACGAAAACGCCUUUGGAGUUCGUCAGGGACAAGUUUUCGCACAUUUCCCAGGACUUCCAGUACUGGAGAGGCCAACUGGGAAGAUUUGGUCUGACUGGUGAAGGUCAAACCUCGCAAAUGGCCACAUUGUCAGAGGGACAGAGAUCCAGAGUGGUUUUCGCUCUGUUGGCCCUUGAACAUCCUAAUGUUUUGUUGCUGGACGAGCCUACUAACGGUUUGGACAUCCCAACAAUCGAUUCCCUGGCCGAGGCCAUCAACAGCUUCAACGGAGGAGUUUGUGUCGUGUCCCACGAUUUCAGAUUGCUGGACAAGAUUGCAAAGGAUAUUUACGUUGUUGAAAACCAAACGGCAACCAGAUGGGAUGGUACUAUCGGGCAGUAUAAGGCCAAACUGGCCAAGAAUAUUGUGCUCUAAGUACAAAAUUAAUAAACUCCAUUCUAUUUUUCCGUUUUUAUAUUGAUUCCGUUGUUCAGAUCCCGCAGAUCAGCAGCAAAAAGCACCGAGUGAGCCCAGCCAGCGUACUCACCCCAUAACUGCUUGAAUUUGUCUUGGAUUUGCGCGUAAAGGUCUUUAUUUAAUAGUUUUCCUGGCAUGCGGUAGGUUUUGGUAGCAAUCUUGAAAACAUGAGUGUCCACAGGAACGACAUCGUGUUUAUCCAGGGACAUCAAACACACGCAAUCGGCAACUUUAGGGCCGACGCCCAUGAACGUCUGGAGAUACUCAUGGCACGUUUUAUGGGGUUCCGUUCUCAUCGAGUACAGUUUCGCAAACUCGUCUUUCUUGGUAAGCAUUUGGGCUGUUUGCUGGAUAAACUUUGCUCGGUAGCCAAAUCCAAGCGUACGCAGUUCAGCCUCGACAUUUGGCUGGGCUAAACGCUCAGGUUCAGGGAAUUUGUAGUGUUUGAUCCCCUGGUACUCGACCAAAAAAUCGCCAUAGUGAAUACACAAAUUUUCGCACAUUUUCGAGAUCCGUUUCACGUUGUUGUUGGUUGAGCAGAUAAACGACACAAGGUUUUCCCACGGAUCUUGUCUGAGCAUACGUAUCCCGCCGAAAUUUUCAGAGUUCUUCGUAAAAUGCUUAUCUCUGGAAGCCCAGUCAAGGUACAGCUCCUCGAGCCUGAUAGACAGGUUGAAGUAGUCCAUGACCACCUCCUCCGUGUCCUUCAGGUGCGGGAUAGAUGCGUAGUGGAGAAACGUGUCGUCCUGUUUCAGAAGCAGCACUCUGUUCUGGAUCGUACAGGACCAGAUGUCGUCCACGUAUUUCCAGCGGAAGGCUUGUCCGCAGCGCAAAACUCUGGCAA
Molecule: messenger RNA, 2723 nt
Organism: Ogataea polymorpha
Lineage: Eukaryota; Fungi; Ascomycota; Pichiomycetes; Pichiales; Pichiaceae
Exons: 1
Coding region: 11-1837 (608 amino acids)
Molecular function (GO): ATP hydrolysis activity; ATP binding
Source: RefSeq, a predicted model, not a curated record